Miscanthus lutarioriparius is the source of this 1017-nucleotide messenger RNA. The record is from the annotation of a GenBank genome assembly. Lineage: Eukaryota; Viridiplantae; Streptophyta; Magnoliopsida; Poales; Poaceae.
AUGGUUGGCCCCGAGAUGCUCGUCGCCGCGACGGUGAACCAGGUCGCUCGGAAGAUCAACGAGAUCAUCGGCGUCGCACAGGGCGAGGUGAAGCUGUGCUGCAGCUUCAGCGAUGACCUCGAGGGCAUCAAGGACACCCUGAUAUACCUUGAAGGACUCCUCAAGAACGCGGAGAACAACUCCUUCGGAAGCGAUAGGGCGAACCUGUGGCACUGGCUGGGCCAGAUCAAGUCUCUGGCUUACGAUAUGAAGACAUCGUUGAUGGGCACUAUACAUGGAACCUUGCCGCUCAAUGUUACUGCUGAGAAAUACAUUGAUGAACUUAAAGAUAUUUAUUUCCUUCAAGUUCUAGAGAGGCAUCAGAUUGAUGCAGAAAUAUCCAAUACUUCUGAUGAAAAGCUCUGCAUGAAUAAUUUUUGGCAACAUUUGUUCACUUCAGUGGUUCAAGUCAAGGAAGUUGGAUCAAGUAGUUCUAUCGAUACCAUUCUAAAGGAGCCUGCAAACAGAGACGUGGCAGUAGGAAUAAGUUUUUCAGACAAUGAUGAAGUUGGUUAUCCACAAAAUAAGCUGAAGCAAAAAUCGGCAUCCUCUUAUCAUAUGGAUGGACAUAAAAGUGAAGAGCCUAAUUUCACUAACAAGCCAAACUCAACUAGAGAGACAGUACAACUAAUCCCUGGACACCAGUUCCCAUCAUCUCCAUCUCGUAUUUCUUCCAUUGCAUCAAGUUCUAGUGCACUAUUUGCAUCUGGCUCCUCUUCAGAUGUCUCAACAACUGACAAUCCAGUGUCCAAUGACAAAGCAGGUUUACAGCUGGAAGAGGAAUGCCACGAACCUCAGGUGUUAGCAGGAGAUGGCCAGAUUUAUGAACAUCAAGCAUCGUCAUCACACAUGGACAUGGCUGCACAUCUGCAUGAACCAACCGCUGCCAAGCGCAGAAAUGAUAACCAUAUUACUCGCUACAGUGGAGAAUAUCACUUCAGUGUGCAGUGCAAUGGGUUGAACCAAGGGAUUGUGUGA